UCUCGUUGUUACAGUGAAUAUAAACCUUGUUCGCCCAUUCAAUUUUCAAUUGGAUACUAACGUUCAAUUGAUUCUUAACAAUAAUUAAGUAAUUCUUCUUGCAAUAAUGGCAACCAAUACUUUGAGUGCAGCAUUUAGAAAAAUCGACGUUGAUCAGUAUAAUGAAGACAACUAUAGGGAAGAUGAAGUAGCUGAUUCACAAUCUCCUCCAGCAGCUCCAGAUGAGAAUGAAAUCACACAGUUAUUGAAUCAGGGAAACUCUUUGGAAGCGUUAAAAGUUGUUCUAAGAAAUGCUCCAUUAACGUCCAAGAACCCACAAGUAAAAGAAAGUGCGUUGAACUUAACAAUGAAAGUUUUGAUGUCCUUCAAGUCUUCUCAAGUUGAUGAAGCUGUGAAUUCCUUGGACGUAGAAAUGAUUGAUACAUUGAUGAAGUACAUUUAUAAAGGUUUUGAAUUUCCCUCUGAGAAAAGAUGUGGCCAGCUUUUACUUUGGCAUGAAAAAGUUUAUUCAGUUGGUGGUGUUGGAAGCAUUGUCAGAGUACUAACGGAUCAUAAGAGAGCAUAAUUAUAUAAUUUUACUUUUGACAAUCUAUUUUUAAUAUAUACAUUCUAUGGUUAUUUUAUUAUUAUUUAAUAAUUUAUCUAAGUCAUAUUUAUGUGCAAUUGAAAUUUUCAAUUUGUUAAUAAAUCUUAGUUAUAA
This is a messenger RNA of Nezara viridula (southern green stink bug), 700 nucleotides long. NCBI's taxonomy places the organism in Eukaryota, Metazoa, Arthropoda, Insecta, Hemiptera, Pentatomidae. The record is from the annotation of a GenBank genome assembly.